AUGGCGGGCGGGGCGCGGGUGGCCCCAUCCUGGGUCCCCACGGGGAGGAGGACGAGGGGGGUCGGGGGACGGGCCGGGCAGGGGUUGUUGGCCCGCUCGGUGGAUCCGGCCCGCCAUGCCGCCGCCGCCUCGGCCGCAUCCACCCCCUCCGGGGACCUGCCGUCGCCCAAGGACUUGACGCCCCUGGAGGCCGUGCCGCCCGCCCUGCCCCUGGCCUUCCUGCCCGCCAAGCAGGAGGCGCGGCCCCAGCCCGAGGGGGCCAGCUCGGACGCGGGGCCGGCCGGGGGCGCGGCUCCCGGCCGGGCCCCCCCGGGGGAGUGCAGCCCCUCUCCGGGACCCGCCAAGGGCCACGCCGAGGAGCCCCCGGCGCUGGAGACCCUGGAGCCCCGCAUCGUGAUGGGUGAGGAGACCCGCGGCGGCGGGCCAGACCCCGGAGGGGCCGCCCCCGACCCGCCCGCCGACCCGGGCCUGCCCCCCGAACGGCUUACUCAGGGAGACCCCCCCGUGCCUUUCCUCCGCCUGGACCCCGACCUGUUCUUCACGGCCCCCUCCACCCCGACCGAGGCGGCCCACGCCCUGCUGCUGCCCAGCCUGCUCCGGCCCGGUCGGGAGCCCGGCGACGUGGAGGCCGAGGGGCCCGGCUCCCCGCCCACCUCCCCCUCCGGCUCCUACGUCACGGCCGAGGGCGGGAGCUGGGCCUCCUCGCCCCCCUCCUCCUGCACCUCCUCGCCCCCCUCCUCCCCGUCCCCCAACCUGCCGAGGGGGAACGAGGGGCCGGAUUUCUCCGGCCGCGGCGGGGACGGGGGCUCCUUCUCCCCGGUCUCGGGCGUUGAGUCGGGGGAGGAGAGCCUUCCGGGAGGGGCCUCGGACUCGGACGACACGGAGCCGUUGCCGGCGGGGCCCCUGGGGCUCCCCUCGUCCGAGUCGAGCCCGUCCCGGGGCAGCGGGUCCUCCUGGGGCCCCUCCUCCCGGCCCGGCUUCCCCGGGAGCGACCGGAUGAUCCCGGCCUCCCUGCUGACCUUCCGGGGCAGCCUGAUCUUCGAGGCGGACUCGGUGGAGAUCACGCUGCUGCCCCAGGGGCCGGGAGGCGAGGCGGGCGGCGAGGAUGACAGCUCCUCGGCCUCCUUCCUGCGGUCACUGUCGGAGACGUCCAUCCACGAGGACGCGGACGAGGCCUUCGCCUACCGUGACGACACGUCGGCCGCCUCCUCCGACUCCGACUCGGCCUCCUACGCCGGGGAGGACGACGAGCGUCUGUACAGCGGGGAGCCCCACGCCCAGAUCCCGGUGCUGCUCUCGGACCGGGCUGCCGCGCCCUACCGGGACCCCGUGGACAUCGCCCCUGCCCUCGCCGGAGAGGAGGAGGAGGAGGAAGAGGAGGAGGAGGAGGAGAAGGUGGCGGCCUGGCUCCAGGCCCAAGGACCAGACCUCACCUUAGGCCCAGAGUCCGUUGCCCUGACGAUGCCACAGACCCAUGGACUGGCCCGCACCCUAGACCCGGAGCCCAUUGCCGUGACGACGCCAGAGUCCCAAGAACUAGGCCACCCGCUGGACGCCGAACCCGUUGCCACGAUGACGCCACAGGCCCAAGGGCUAGGCUGCACUUCAAGCCCGGAGCCCGUUGCCAUGAAGACGCCACAGCCCCAAGGACUAGGCCUCACCUUAGACCUGGAGCCCGUGGUCAUGACCGUGUCACAGGCCCACGGACUAGGCCUUACCUUAGACCAGGAGCCCGUUGCCGUGACGACGCCCCAGACCCAAGGACCAGACCUCGCCCUAGAUCCGGAGCCUAUUGCCGUGACGACGCCACAGACCCAAGGACCGGACCUCGCCCUAGAUCUGGAGCCUACUGCCGUGACGAUGCCACAGACCCAAGGACCGGGCCUAGCCUUAGACCUGGAGCCUAUUGCCGUGAAGACUCCACAGACCCAAGGACCGGACCUCGCCCUAGAUCCGGAGCCUACUGCCGUGACGACGCCACAGACCCAAGGACCGGGCCUAGCCUUAGACCCGGAGCCUAUUGCCGUGAAGACUGCACAGACCCAAGGACCGGACCUCGCCCUAGAUCCGGAGCCUACUGCCGUGACGACGCCACAGACCCAAGGACCGGGCCUCGCCCGAGACCCGGAGCCUACUGCCGUGACGACGCCACAGACCCAAGGACCAGACCUCGCCCUAGACCCGGAGCCUAUUGCCGUGACGACGCCACAGACCCAAGGACAGGACCUCGCCCUAGACCCGGAGCCUAUUGCCGUGACGACGCAACAGACCCAAGGACCGGGCCUCGCCCGAGACCUGGAGUCUAUUGCCGUGAAGAUGCCACAGACCCAAGGACCGACUCUCGCCCUAGACCCGGAGCCUACUGCCGUGACGACGCCACAGACCCAAGGACCGGACCUCGCUCUGGACCCGGAGCCUAUUGCCGUGACGACGCAACAGAUCCAAGGACCGGGCCUCGCCCUAGACCUGGAGUCUAUUGCCGUGAAGACGCCACAGACCCAAGGACUGGGCCUCGCCCUAGACCCAGAGCCUACUGCCGUGACAACGCCACAGACCCAAGGACCAGGCCUCGCCCUAGACCCGGAGUCUAUUGCCGUGAUGACGCCACAGACCCAAGGACCGACUCUCGCCCUAGACCCGGAGCCUAUUGCCGUGACGACGCAACAGACCCAAGGACGGGACCUCGCCCUAGAUCCGGAGCCUACUGCCGUGACGACGCCACAGACCCAAGGACCGGGCCUCGCCCGAGACCCGGAGCCUACUGCCGUGACGACGCCACAGACCCAAGGACCGGACCUUGCCCUAGACCCGGAGCCUAUUGCCGUGACAACGCAACAGACCCAAGGACCAGGCCUCCUAGACCCAGAGUCUAUUGCCGUGAAGACGCCACAGACCCAAGGACCGGGCCUCGCCCUAGACCCGGAGCCUAUUGCCGUGACGACACCACAGACCCAAGGACUGGGCCUCGCCCGAGACCCGGAGCCUACUGCCGUGACGACGCCACAGACCCAAGGACCAGACCUUGCCCUAGCCCUGGAGUCUAUUGCCGUGACGACGCAACAGACCCAAGGACCAGGCCUCCUAGACCCAGAGUCUAUUGCCGUGAAGAUGCCACAAACCCAAGGACCGGACCUCGCCCUAGACCCGGAGCCUAUUGCCGUGACGACGCCACAGACCCAAGGACGGGACCUCGCCCGAGAUCCGGAGCCUACUGCCGUGACGAUGCCACAGACCCAAGGACCGGGCCUCGCCCGAGACCCGGAGCCUACUGCCGUGACGACGCCACAGACCCAAGGACCGGACCUCACCUUAGACCCGGAGCCCGUUGUCCCGAUGGUGUCACAUGUCCGAGACCUAGGCCUCACCCUAGACCAGGAGCCCGUGGCCGUGACGAAGCCACAGGCCCAAGGAGUAGGCCUCGAGUCCAUUGCCGUGACGACGCCACAGACCCAAGGACCGGGCCUCAUCUUAGACCCGGAGCCUGUUGCCGUGGCGACGCCUCAGGCCCAAGGACUAGGUCUCACCUUAGAUGCAGAGGAGCCUGAUGAUACGACAGGGCCGCGGGCCCGGGGAGUAGGCCUCGCCUCAGACCCGGAGUCCGUUGUCCUGACGACUCCACAGGCCCAAGGACCAGGCCUCGCCUUAAACCCGGAGCCCAUUGCCACGUCGAUGCCACGGGCCCACGGACCAGGCCUGACAGGCCUGGAGCCUUUGGCCACGGCAGUGCCACCCGCCCGAGGGCUAGAGCCCACUGACGUGGUGACGCCGCAGGCCCAGGGACUAGGCCUCAACUCAGACCCGGAGUCCGUUGCCACCGUGAUGCCCCAGGCCCGAGGACGAGGCCUCGCCGUCGAGCCGGAGCCCGUUACUGUGGCGACGCCGAAGCCGGAGGAGCCCGGCCCCCAGGAGACUGAGGCUGAGGUGUGGCCCCUGGAGGCGGGGGAGCCGGAGCCCGGAGAGUGCCUCAUCGCCUGCUACGACACGGAUGACGCGGACGACGAGCCCCGACCGCUGCCCCGGGGGGCCCUCGAGGAAGCGCGAGACCCGGACUCCGGUGGCAGGGAGUCGGGGACCUUGGCAGGCGAGGGACCCUGCGUCCCCCCGCCGCCCAGCCCUCGGGGUGAAGCAGCCGGCCCCGAUGGCCAGAAGGAGGCCCAGGCUGGGCCGGGCUCUCCCGAGAGAGCCCCGGGGGACGCCGAGCCGGCCCGGAAGAGCGACCCCCGGCUGGGUGAAGCAGAGAGCCGCCUGGAUGGCCCCGUGGCAUCCCUGCCCCCUCCCGCCUCCGAGCGGCCGGCGUCGGAGCCCGGCCCCGGGCCGAGGGGAGCCGCGGGAGACCCCUCCGAGGAGCGAGCGCCGGGGCCGUCUCCCCCUGACAGGGACCCCGAGCCGACGGCCCCGCCCGGGACCCCGAGCCCUCCGCCUCUGAGCGCCGGAGAGAGGGGUGCCUGUGGCCAUCCGGAGGAGCGGAGCCGGCCCGGGGGGUCUCCCGAGGCCCGGGAGGAGCCAGGAGGAGAUGGAGCCGCGGCCGGGCCCCGGGAGACCCCCGCUGCCGCCGGCCCUCGGGCCCCUGCCGCCAGCCUCCCGGCCGAAGCCUCUCCUCCCGGCCUCCGGCCUCCCUCCGCCCGCUCCCCCCGAGAGGCUCCCGCCUCGGCCUCCCCCGGCGGCCCCCCGCAUCGAGCCGCCCCCGCUGCCGCCGAGCCCGCGGCCCCCCGCCUCGGAGGCCGGCCGGGCCGGCUCGGGGAGGCCGCCGGCUCGGAGCCGGGGCAGCUUCCCCUGUGUGUGGAGGCUCCUCCCCCGGCCCGGCCCCUCUUUCCUCAGAGCCCCCUGACCCUUGGGCUGCCACUACAAGAAACCCCCCGCCCCAGGGCCCUCACCUCCCUGCUCCCCCAAGACCCCCCCAGUCUUCUGGUCCUGCUCAGAAACCCCCCGCCCCAGGGCCCUCACCUCCCUGCUCCCCCAAGACCCCCCAUGCUUCUGGCCCUGCUCAGAAACCCCCCGCCCCAGGGCCCUCACCUCCCUGCUCCCCCAAGACCUGCCAUUCUUCUGGCCCUGCUCAGAAACCUCCCGCCCCAGGGCCCUCACCUCCCUGCUCCCCCAAGACCCCCCAGUCUUCUGGUCCUGCUCAGAAACCCCCCGCCCCAGGGCCCUCACCUCCCUGCUCCCCCAAGACCCCCCAUGCUUCUGGCCCUGCUCAGAAACCCCCCGCCCCAGGGCCCUCACCUCCCUGCUCCCCCAAGACCUGCCAUUCUUCUGGCCCUGCUCAGAAACCUCCCGCCCCAGGGCCCUCACCUCCCUGCUCCCCCAAGACCCCCCAUUCUUCUGGCCCUGCUCAGAAACCUCCCGCCCCAGGGCCCUCACCUCCCUGCUCCCCCAAGACCCCCCAUUCUUCUGGUCCUGCUCAGAACCCCCCGGCCCCAGGGCCCUCACCUCCCUGCCCUCCUGAAAACCCCCAGGUCCCUCCCAGUCAGAGUUCAGAAACCCCCCGCCGUUGGGCCACAGCCCCCUCCCAACGGAGUUGAGAAAUCCCCCACCACCGGACCCCAGCCCCCUCCCAACGGAGUUGAGAAACCGCCCCCCACCGGGCCCCAGCCCCCUCCCAACAAAGGUCAGAAACCCCCCACCACCAGAUCCCAGGCCCCUCCCAACAAAGUUCAGAAAACCCCCACUGCCCAGCCGCAGCCCCCUCCCAACAGAGUUGAAAACCCCCCCACGACCGGACCCCAGCCCCCUCCCAACAAAGUUCAGAAAACCCCCACCGCCCAGCCGCAGCCCCCUCCCAACAGAGUUGAGAAACCCCCCACGACCGGACCCCAGCCCCCUCCCAACAAAGUUCAGAAACCCCCCACCACCGGGCCCCAGACCCCUCCCAACAAAGUUCAGAAAUCCACCACCACCGGACCCCAGCCUCCUCCCAACAAAGUUCAGAAACCCCCAACUACUGAAUCCCAGCCCCCUCCCAACAAAGUUCAGAAACCUCCCCCCACCGGACCCCAGCCUCCUCCCAACAAAGUUCAGAAACCCCCCACUACUGAAUCCCAGCCCCCUCCCAACAAAGUUCAGAAACCUUCCCCCACCGGACCUCAGCCUCCUCCCAACAAAGUUCAGAAACCCCCCCCCACCGGACCCCAGCCUCCUCCCAACAAAGUUCAGAAACCCCCCACGACUGAACCCCAGCCCCCUCCCAACAAAGUUCAGAAGUCCCCCGCGACCGGACCCCAGCCUCCUCCCAACAAAGUUCAGAAACCCCCCACGACUGAACCCCAGCCCCCUCCCAACAAAGUUCAGAAAGCUCCCCGCACCGGUCCUCAGCCCCCUCCCAACAAAGUUCAGAAACCCCCCACUACUGAACCCCAGCCCCCUCCCAGCAAAGUUCAGAAACCUCCCCCCACCAGUCCCCAGCCCGCUCCCAACAAAGUUCAGAAACCCCCCACCACCGGACCCCAGCCUCCUCCCAACAAAGUUGAGAAACCUCCCCACACCGGACCCCAGCCCCCUCCCAGCAAAGUUCAGAAACCUCCCCCCACCAGUCCCCAGCCCGCUCCCAACAAAGUUCAGAAACCCCCCACGACCGGACCCCAGCCUCCUCCCAACAAAGUUGAGAAACCUCCCCACACCGGACCCCAGCCCCCUCCCAACAAAGGUCAGAAACCCCCCACCACCAGAUCCCAGGCCCCUCCCAACAAAGGUCAGAAACCCCCCACGACUGAACCCCAGCCCGCUCCCAACAAAGUUCAGAAACCCCCCACGACUGAACCCCAGCCCCCUCCCAACAAAGGUCAGAAACCCCCCCCCACCGGACCCCAGCCCCCUCCCAACAAAGUUGAGAAACCUCCCCCGACAGGUCCCCAGCCCCCUUCCAACAAAGGUCGGAAACCCCCCCCGACCGGUCCCCAGCUCCCACCCAACAAAGUUCAGAAACCUCCCCCUCCUGGGCCGCAGCCCCCUCCCAACAGAGCUCAGAAACCUCCCCCCGCUGGGCCGCAGCCCUCUCCCACCAUAGUUCAAAAGCCCCCCACCACUGGAUCCCAGCCCGCUCCCAACAGAGCCCAGAAACCUCCCCCCAACAGAGGUCAGAAGCCCCCCCGAGCUGGUCCUUCCCCCGCCCCCCGCAAUAAGGAGCCGCCGAUGCCUCCAGUCUGGGUGCAGGAGGAGGCGGAGGCGAAGGGGGCAGUGCCCCCCGAGCCCUCCGCCCGUCCCGCCCGGGCUGUCUCAGGGAAAGCAGCCCCGGCCCCCUCGGCCUCUCCCGCCCCUCGGCCUGGGAAGGGGGAGGCCGCAGAGAGGAGAGCGGGGUCUCCCCCGUCCCACCCCCCGAAGGCUCCGAGCGGGCCCCAAGCCGGGGCUGGCCCCCCGCUGACCCCCUGCCCCAAGACCCCCGGCUCCAAGGCGGCCCCCCAAGGGGGGUCCUGCCCCCCGCGACCUCAAGCCAAAGACCAGGGCCCGAAGGCACUUCCGGAGGGCAGCUCUCCCCCGGGAGCCGCGGCCCCCAGGCCCCCGCCGCCGCCUCGGCGGGACUCCAGGCCCCGGGGGGGCCCGGCACCCCCAGCGCCCAGCCAAGUGCCUCCCGGUGCCCCCGCCUGCCCUGCCUCUCGGGCCCCGGCCGCCACCCACGGGGAGGAGAGCGGCCCGGGGGCUCUGGUUCCUCUGCCCCGGACGCACAUGGAAGGCCCGGAGCGGUUGCCCCCGUGCGGGUCGGUGCAGUCCGAGUCCAGCUCGUCCAGCGAGGCGGAGCCGGCCGACCGCUGCCCGGAACUGGAAGAGCUGCGCCAGGCGGCCGGGCUGACUCCUCGCCCCGGCCCGGGGGCUCGCAGGCCGCCCCCCCCGCGCCCUCCCCAACCACAGAGCGUAAGGGACGGGAGUGUCCGGGCUGCCCCGGCCCACACCUGCGCCGCCUCUGUCCAUCCGUCCGGCCAUCCCUCAGGUUCUUGCAACGACUCGGAGAGCAAUGGCGAGUCCCUCCCGGAGCUGGAGGAGCCGGACGUUUCAGGGCCGCGGACGGCAUCGUCCCAGGCCCAGCCGGCCCAGUCCCCGGGCAGCGGGGAGGAGGCCAUCAGCCGGGCCAAGCAGAGCCGCAGCGAGAAGAAGGCCCGGAAGGCGAUGUCCAAGCUGGGGCUGAGGCAGAUCCACGGGGUCUCCCGCAUCACCAUCCGCAAGUCCAAGAACAUCCUGUUCGUCAUCACCAAGCCCGACGUGUUCAAGAGCCCGGCCUCCGACAUCUACAUCGUCUUCGGCGAGGCCAAGAUCGAGGACCUGUCCCAGCAAGCGCACAAGGCGGCCGCCGACAAGUUCAAGGUCCCGGCCGAACCCUCGCCGCUCAUCACCGAGGCGGCCCCCGGCCUCGGCGGCAAGGAGGACAGCGAGGAGGAGGAGGAGGAGGAGGAGGUGGACGAGACGGGGCUGGAGGUGCGGGACAUCGAGCUGGUCAUGGCUCAGGCCAACGUGUCGCGGGCCAAGGCCGUGCGCGCCCUGAGACACAACAACAACGACAUCGUCAAUGCCAUCAUGGAGCUGACCAUGUAGCCGCCGUUCGACCCGGCCUCUCGGUCCCCUCCCCCGGUGCCCUCCGCCUUCUCUCUUGGCACUGCUCAAUAAACCUGUAUUCACCCCCUGCUGCUACGGC
Tachyglossus aculeatus (Australian echidna) is the source of this 8617-nucleotide messenger RNA. Its product is annotated as NAC-alpha domain-containing protein 1-like. Lineage: Eukaryota; Metazoa; Chordata; Mammalia; Monotremata; Tachyglossidae. Gene Ontology annotation, cellular component: nascent polypeptide-associated complex; cytoplasm. Gene Ontology annotation, biological process: protein targeting to membrane. The record is from RefSeq and is a predicted model, not a curated record. Bases 1 to 8517 code for a protein of 2838 amino acids. The transcript is spliced from 11 exons.